AUGGAGCGUUAUCCAUUAGGCUCACAAAUGCUGAAAGAUAAUUUUUAUAUGGAUGACGGUCUCUGUGGUGCAGAUAGCCUAAGUACAGCUAUUGAAAUCCAAAAGGAGUUAGUCACAAUCUUGAAGCAACACGGCUUCAUUCUAAGGAAAUGGUCAUCCAAUACACCAAGAUUGCUGAAGAACAUACCACAUAGCGAUCGAGAAAUCCCGACGAAAAUCCAGUUGCAUGUGUUUGCCGAUGCAUCGGAAAGAGCUUUUGGCGCGGCUAUUUACAUUCGUUUUAUUGGAAAAGAUGGACGAGUAGUUGUAUGUCUGAUCUGUGCUAAAUCCAAGGUAGCUCCUUUGAAAAAACAAACUCUACCACGAUUAGAGCUAUGUGCCACAGUGGUAGCAGCUCAACUCAAACUCAACUCAACAUCAAGUCAAAAGAAAACCCUGCCGACAUUUUAUCCCGAGGUCUCUCGCCAGCUGAUCUUUCUAAAUGCCGAUUAUGGUUUCAUGGUCCAGUUUUUCUUCAUGGAAAAGAAGAACUAUGGCCGACCAAAUUCUCUUCGCAAGAGAAGUUACAAAGAAUUUUGGCGUACGUGCUUAGAUAUGCAAAAGGCACACCGGCCUCAACAUAUAGCAGUGUCUCCCAGCGAAUUAGACGACUCCCUUCGUCUAAUAGUUCAAGCCGUACAAUCAUCCGAAUUUGCAGGUGAUAUCAAUGCAUUGAAGGCUGUAAAGCAGAUUAAUAAGCAUAGCUCGCUAUGCAGUUUAUCACCGUUUUUGGAUGAUGAAGGCAUUCUUCGCGUUGGAGGAAGAUUGGAACAUGCUAUGCUACAAAUGGAUGCGAAACACCAAAUGAUAUUGCCUUAUAAUGAUCCUUUGGUGAAAUUGCUAUUUAAGAUAUGUCACGAAGAAAACAAACAUUGUGGAGCUCAAGCCCUGUUAAACACAAUAAGACAGCGAUUCUGGCCAAUAAAAGGCAAGAUAACAGCAUGGUCUACCGUUCAAAAAUGCAUAAAAUGUAAUAGAGCGCGACCACAACUAUAUCAACAAAUAAUGGGAAAUUUGCCAGCGACAAGGGUAGUUCCUGCUCGACCAUUUAUCAACUCUGGAGUCGA
This is a messenger RNA of Musca vetustissima, 1106 nucleotides long. RefSeq lists its product as uncharacterized. The record is from RefSeq and is a predicted model, not a curated record. The transcript has 3 exons. NCBI's taxonomy places the organism in Eukaryota, Metazoa, Arthropoda, Insecta, Diptera, Muscidae. The annotation marks the transcript as partial.